Notothenia coriiceps (black rockcod) is the source of this 1873-nucleotide messenger RNA. Its product is annotated as piezo-type mechanosensitive ion channel component 2-like. Gene Ontology annotation, cellular component: membrane. The transcript has 12 exons. Bases 11 to 1873 code for a protein of 620 amino acids. Lineage: Eukaryota; Metazoa; Chordata; Actinopteri; Perciformes; Nototheniidae. Gene Ontology annotation, molecular function: mechanosensitive monoatomic ion channel activity. The record is from RefSeq and is a predicted model, not a curated record.
CAGCGAGAACAUGGUCGCUCAGAUGUGGUAUUUUGUCAAGUGCAUCUACUUCGGGCUGUCAGCCUAUCAGAUCCGCUGUGGUUAUCCCACCCGCAUUUUGGGAAACUUCCUCACCAAGGGCCACAAUUAUGCCAACCUCUUCCUGUUUCAAGGUUUCCGUAUGGUGCCGUUCCUGACGGAGCUGCGGGCCGUGAUGGACUGGGUCUGGACGGACACCUCACUGUCUCUGUCCAGCUGGAUCUGUGUGGAGGACAUCUACGCUCACAUCUUCAUCCUGAAGUGCUGGAGAGAGUCUGAGAAGAAGUACCCCCAGCCGCGAGGCCAGAAGAAGAAGGCGGUGGUGAAGUACGGGAUGGGGGGGAUGAUCGUGGCGCUGCUGAUCUGCAUCGUGUGGUUCCCGCUGCUCUUCAUGUCCCUCGUCAAGUCCGUGGCUGGAGUCGUCAACACGCCGCUGGACGUGUCCUUUGCAAUCACACUGGCUGGCUUUACGCCCAUCUUCACCAUGAGCGCUCAGCAAAAACAACUGCAGAAUGUGAACCUAACCGAGUUUGACUCGUAUCGUCUGAAAUACAAGGAUAACGAUACUGCCUUGCAGUGGCUCGAGCGCUACUUCAAGGAGGACCUGAUCAUCGCAGAGCUGAAAGGCAGCUCCAAUAGCCUGUGGACCAUCAGCCCGCCCAGCAGGAACAACCUGAUCGAAAUGCUGAGCAGCAACGAGGAUUUCCCUAUCACCGUGGCCUGGUCCGUGCAAAGGUAUUUCCGUCACCCUGCGCCGUGUCGGGGCAUCGUGAAUAAUCGACAAGAAGACAAAGUGUUUUAUGUAGUGUCUGGAGACAAAAGGACCGACAGGAGCAAAGUGAAAGGUCUUUGUUAUGUGUGCAAGGAGUAUCCCAAGAGUGACAGCGAGAUGGUCACCAUCUUCAUCAAGUACUUCUUCCAGUUUGGCUUCUUCCCCUUCAACCAGAACCCUAUGGAUAAGAGCAAACCUUAUCACCCUCCCAACAUCAUCGGAGUGGAGAAGAAGGACGGCUACGUCCACUACGACCUGGUCCAGUUACUGGCUCUCUUCUUCCACAGAUCCAUCCUGAAGUGUCACGGUCUGUGGGACGAGGAAGACCCCAAAGAAAGGCGAGCGCCGUCCUGUCAGAGCGAGUCAGAGGACGAGGGAAAGAGCAAAUCAGAGGAGAGUGAGAAGGGGUCUGAACGCGCCUCCUCCAUGAUGAGUGAGAGAGGCUCCACUCACACCUUGAGGUCCUUAAACUUUGGCGCCUCCAUCGAUUCAGGUCACGUCCAGGUUCAGUACCCGCAGCAGCAGACCUUCCAGCGGCGGAAGAGCUCCAGCGGAGGCUCGCACAUUUCUCAUCGAUCUCUCCACUCCACUGUGAGGUCCAAGAGAGGAAGUACCGCCUCCCACCACAGCAGCCACAAGGACGGCAGCGAGGCCAGCGUCCAUCAGAAGACCCGAAAACAGAUGAUCACGGAGAAGCUUAGGGAGCAGCUCCUCAAGGGGAAAGCCUUCAUCAUUAAGCGACUCUGGUGCUCGGAAUUCAUCUUUAACUUUGAAAUCGUCUGCCAUUUCCAAAACCUGUGCUUCAGCUACUGCGGCUUCUGCUUCACACUGAUCCUGGGCCUGUACGCCUCUGUGGUUCUGGUCAUCGGCAAGUUCGUACGCGAGUUCUUCAGCGGCAUCUCCCACACCAUCAUGUUCGAGGAGCUGCCCAACGUGGACCGCAUCCACAAGCUGUGCACGGACAUCUUCCUGGUGCGAGAGACGGGGGAGCUGGACCUGGAGGAGGACAUGUACGCCAAACUCAUCUUCCUCUACCGCUCUCCAGAGACUAUGAUCAAGUGGACCAGAGAGAAAACGGAGUGA